Molecule: messenger RNA, 1886 nt
Organism: Raphanus sativus (radish)
Lineage: Eukaryota; Viridiplantae; Streptophyta; Magnoliopsida; Brassicales; Brassicaceae
Exons: 7
Coding region: 87-1796 (569 amino acids)
Biological process (GO): translational initiation
Cellular component (GO): eukaryotic translation initiation factor 2B complex
Molecular function (GO): guanyl-nucleotide exchange factor activity; translation initiation factor activity
Source: RefSeq, a predicted model, not a curated record
AGAGGACACAUACUAUCAAUAUAGAAGUUUUCCAACACAUACAAAUACUUAGCAACGACUGUAUCUACGUUUGUCCAGCUAAAAACAUGGUGCAGAUUCAUCCUAUCCAAGCAUUACCGGUGGACUCCAGCGUCAGAGAAGUCAAGACCUCGCCGUACGUGACGACGGAGCAAGAGAGUUUCACGAUUUGGAUGAGAUCUCUAGUGUACCACAGCAAAGGCUGCACUGUUUUUGAUUCCAAAGGAAACUUAAUCUAUCGAGUGGAUAACUAUGAUUCCAAGAGUUGCGGUGAAGUUUACCUUAUGGACUUGUACGGAGAAGUCUUGUUUGAAUUUCAACAAAAGUUUGAAUUAUUUAAAUCUUGCGAAGGAUGUAACUCAAACGGGACAAGAUUUCGAUUAAGAAAGAACUUCAAGAUUUCUCCAAGAGGUUCAUCUUCGUCUUACAAAGUUGUAAUGAAAUCUGGUAAAGAUGAUAUACAAUCAUGUUAUAAGAUUGUGAAUCAUGGGUCGGUUUUCACCAUCGAAGAUGGGUCGGGAAGAUUAUUGGCAGAAGUUAAAAAGAAACAAUCUAACAACAUUACUGGCUUAUAUUUUGGAGAAGAUGUCUUGACAAUGGUGGUGGAGCCACAAGUAGACCAUUCUUUCAUCAUGGAAUACAUAAAGAUGUGGAGAAGAACGGCGUCGUUCAUCCUCGACAACAACAAACCUCCUCCUUCUCCUCCACUCUCCGAUUCGAUGGCGGAGGUAAACCCUAACCCUAAUCCUAAUCCUAUUUCGGCUUACUACGAAACGAGAGCGAAGCACCACCAUGGGAUCGUGACGAGCGAUUGGCUAGAACAGGCACAAGCCGCCGCGCUUCUUCGCUCUCCCGUCGUCGCGGGAAGAAGACCAUUUAGCGUGAUCGAGGAGUUCAACGACUGGAGACAGCAGCCGGAUUUGGCGGAGGCAGUUGCGGCGAUUCGUGCUCUUGCGGCGGUUAUUAGGGCUAGCGAUGCGACUACGAUGAUGGAGCUCGAGAUCGAACUCAAGAAAGCUUCUGAUACCUUGAAAUCGUGGGACACAACUUCUAUAUCCUUAACAGCAGGAUGUGAUCUAUUCAUGCGCUACGUUACUCGAACAUCUGCGUUAGAGUUUGAGGAUUUCAAUGCAGCCAAGUCCCGCGUGCUUGGACGUGCUGAAAAGUUCGGAGAAAUAUCUUACAAGGCCCGGAAGAUUAUUGCAGUGCUUAGUCAAGAUUUCAUAUUUGAUGGGUGUACUAUACUGGUUCACGGGUUCUCCAGAGUUGUACUCGAAAUACUAAAAACCGCAGCUCAAAACAAGAAACUCUUUCGAGUGUUGUGCACAGAGGGAAGGCCAGAUAAAACAGGUGUACUGCUAGCUAAAGAGCUUGCGAAGCUAGAUGUUCCAGUGAAGCUUCUGAUUGACUCAGCUGUGGCCUAUAUCAUGGAUGAAGUAGACAUGGUGAUUUUUGGAGCUGACGGAGUAGUUGAAAGUGGCGGGGUGAUUAACAUGAUGGGUACUUACCAAAUCGCUCUCGUUGCACACAGUAUGAACAAACCAGUCUAUGUAGCUGCAGAGAGUUACAAGUUUGCUCGCCUUUACCCGUUGGAUCAAAAGGACUUGGCACCGGCCUUGCGACCUAUUGAUUUUGGUGUUCAUGUUCCUCCUAAGAUUGAGAUUGAGAGAUCUGCGAGAGACUACACUCCACCUCAGUACUUAACUAUGCUAUUCACUGAUCUUGGUGUUCUCACUCCCUCUGUAGUUAGUGAUGAGCUAAUUCAGCUUUACUUGUAAGUAAAAGGCUCGUCUGACAACUUUCAUUUCUUUGUAUAAAAAUUAGAAUACCAUUUUUUUGGAUAUACACAGACAUAUGGUUGUCUCUGA